AAAUCGGGCUUGUGAUAAUUGCCGUAGAAAGAAAAUACGCUGUGAUGGUCCCCAGACACACCCAGAGGAAUGCAGCAACUGCUCUAUUAGCUCCAGUGCGAGUUGCACAUACGUCAAUCCAGCUCAGCAGAACGUUGCGUCCAGCUAUGUCAAACACUUAGAAGCUAAGUUGGAAGAAUACGAACGGUUAUUGAGUGAAGUCUAUCCAGAUUUCAAAACGGAUUAUAAUUCAUCAGACAACAUUAUACAUCGUAAGCGGAAGUACACUCCGCCGAGUAGCUCUACGGGUACGAUGAGCGCUCAUAUCAAUCCGAUUAGCCCGAUAGAUUAUGAGGACGUAGAAAUAGCUGACAGAUUAGGAUACAUCUUUGUAUCGAAUGAAGAUAGAGUCUCAAACGAUGACCAGAGAAGAUACUUUGGCAGAUCCAGCGCAAGAGGGCUUAUUGAGCGUAUAAAUAUAUAUAAUGGUACGACACCGCAAGAUAUUCUAUCAAGUGGGAAUUUUUUAAGAUGCUUUGCUAUCCCUUACGACUUUCAGGCAAGCGAAAGAUAUACUGGCGUGACGACUGGAGUGAUGAGAUCCUCCCUCAUUUAACAAAACCAGAAUAUAUACAUGAAGAUUUCGGAGAUGAGUCGCUAAUGUACGAAUUGGUUGAUCUCUACUUCACAAAAGUCAAUGUCUCAAUGCCGCUUUUACAUCGCGAAAGGUUUCUGGCUGAUAUUCCAAAACGCAAGCUGGAAAGGGGUUUUGGAAGUGUAUUAAUUAUGGUUUGUGCGCUGGGUAGUCAGCAUAUGCGAGCUGAUGACCUGCGAGUUCUUAUUCCCGGGAAGGAAAACAUCCUCUUCCUUGCCGGGUACCGCUAUUAUGGUAUUGCAAAAGCAAAAAUGAUUGAUCCGACCAUGUCAAUAGCAUCACUUGAAGAUAUACAAGCAUUUUUUCUGCUGCAGGUUUAUUCGCAGAAUGGUGUCUAUCCAAAAGGAGGUUGGAUCGCUCAUACUAAUGCGAUGAUGCUCUCACAGGAUAUUGGCUUACAUCGCAAGUCAUUUCAUGGUAUCAACAAUGAACGACAACGAGAGGCUCGUAGGAGAACCAUAUGGUGUCUUUUCAUUAUCGAUGUCACUAAUGCGGCAGCAUUUGGAAAAACGCAGGUUCUCACAGAAAGAGACAUUGACAUGGAUUUACCUUCUGCUGAUAGGUACGGCGAUAUUCACUCUAAGAAUAGACUUAGUGUCUCGUAUCUUGUCUCACUUGUUCAACUAUACAAAUUGUUAAGCCAGAUCUUGCGAUCGGUUUAUCGCUUAAAGGAGAACGUGAAUGGUGAUGAUAUUGUUAUGAAUAUUUCAGAUAUAGCAGCUUUAAAUUCAAGUUUGAAUAAAUGGCUUAACGAGCUUCCUGUUGAUCUACGUAUUGAAAGUUGUUCUAAUGGUGAUGAGGAAGUUUAUCAACUAAGAAGUUAUCUGAAAAUUGGCUUUUACAUGGUGCAGAUAUACAUAUACAAGUCAUUUUUACCUGAUCCACGAUCGUUUGAAUUGUCUUACUUUAGAAUUACAAGCUUGGUAAUAUGCUCAAAUGCCUCAAAAUCUAUUAUCUCAAUCCAAAAGAAAUUAGUUCUAGAUAGGGAGAAUAUCAAUGGGACAUGCUACAGCGAUCUAUUACUCUCUUGGAGUGUUUUCAAUGCCACUAUCGUUCUUAUUCUUAGCUUUUGUGAGAGUCGGAAGAACAAAGAUAUCAACUUAGAUGAUUUGGAAUAUAUUCAAUUGGGCAUUGAAAUUCUUAGGAAACGAGAAGCAAGGGUCUUAUUAUGCGGCAGAGCACUAGAUAUGCUUUUACAAGUGAUUCGGACAGCAAGUCUGCCGUUGGAUCCUGCCUUCAUGCAAGCGCAAGAAGAACAUGUGGAGAAACAUCAAAGAUCUGGGAAUCUAAAUGAACAAGGAGAUAUCCUUUUUAUGAACCUGACGCAAUUCGAACGACAAGGAACAGAUUUCCUGGAUGAUGUUAACUUAGAUAGUAUUUUGCCAUCAUUAUCUACCGGUGAAGACUGGUCAGAUGUGCUUAAUGCCAUGUUCAAUGGCAAUAAGUAGUAUAAUCAUUUGUGUUUGUUUUAUUGUUAAUAUACAAGCAUUUAUAUUACACUUUAUAAGUGUUAAUGUAUGUUAGCUGUAAAGGUAUGCAGUUUAUUUAAUAUGUUUGAUGAUCUUAGGAGGAUUUCCUGCAAUAACAACAUUCUGUUGCGUCUUAGCCUUGAUAUUCUGGUUAUAAACUUUACUUACGUCCGGGAAUGUGCCCCAAACAGUGGUUCCUGCGGCGACAGUACAUCCUUCAACUGUUAGAAACAGAAGUUAUGUGCGCUACAACUCACCAUUACCGAUUUUCGUAGGAGUUCUCGCGUUGCAAACUAUAUUCACCGAUCCACCUAUCCAAACAUCAUCUCCAAUUUCGACUGGAUAGCCUCUCUCAAGCUCUUCCAGGCGUUCCUCGACAUGAACAGAGUGUGUCGCGGCGUAAAUGGAGACAUUUGGACCAAAUAGCACUCUAUCACCUAUUAUGACCUUCGCAGAAUCAAGAAUGGUAGUAUUGUUAUUACAGUAGAAGCUACCUUUGAAUUCGAUGAAUACGCCAUGGUCGCAGUAGAAUGGUGGUUCGAUUGCAAGUUUUUUUGCCUUCUCGAGGGGUAUAUCAAACAAUUGUGCCAAUAUGUCAUACUUCUUUCCAUCUAUACCGCCGAACAUAUCCUCUGGCGUCAUUCCAGGAGUGUAUUUCGCAGGUCGGUAAUGAUUUAACUCGUACAGUAAAUUCUUUGUGCGUGUUUUCAGCUGGAGCAUCACCGGGUCAGUUAGUGGCAAAUAUGGCUCACCGUUAAGCAUUUUUGUGAUUUCUUCACUAGAUUU
Molecule: messenger RNA, 2889 nt
Organism: Wallemia mellicola CBS 633.66
Lineage: Eukaryota; Fungi; Basidiomycota; Wallemiomycetes; Wallemiales; Wallemiaceae
Exons: 6
Coding region: 511-2082 (523 amino acids)
Biological process (GO): DNA-templated transcription
Molecular function (GO): zinc ion binding; DNA binding
Source: RefSeq, a predicted model, not a curated record